Molecule: messenger RNA, 1482 nt
Organism: Mercenaria mercenaria
Lineage: Eukaryota; Metazoa; Mollusca; Bivalvia; Venerida; Veneridae
Product: complement C1q tumor necrosis factor-related protein 3-like
Exons: 2
Coding region: 68-625 (185 amino acids)
Molecular function (GO): protein binding
Source: RefSeq, a predicted model, not a curated record
UAAGAACUCCUAUAUACAUGCAGUGUCAUAGAGUGUAUUAGGAAUAGAUAAUGAUGUUCGUGGUCGCAUGCAAUGCAUAAAGAUGUCUCUUUCGAAAUAUUUAACAGAAUAUUUUUCUGACGACGAAAGCGGGGAAAUAUCAUCCACUGAUGAGGACGUGCAGGUCAUACAAAAGUCUGCAACCUGGCGCCCGUCAACAACUUUAUCACUAAAUUUUUGCGCUCACCUGUCAACUUCCUUAUCAAAAGCGACGCCAUAUCGUGCCGUUGUCUUUGACACUGUUGUUACAAAUCAUGAUAAUGUGUACAACGUGACAACGGGACGCUUUACAUCGCCGUUUAAAGGAAUUUAUGUUUUCUUCGUUACAAUAACCAGCACUGAAAGACUGAGAGAAACGUUAUGCUUUAUACACAAGUUUCAUCCCGUUGAUCAAGGAAAGGUGAAGGAAAGGGAGCAACUGGUUGAGGGAUUUAACACAAAAACUAUAGCAGUUGUGCUUAAUCUUGAGAAAGAAGAUGAAGUAUGGGUACUAAAUGCCACCAAGGUGUCAGAAGUAAGCCAAAUGCACGAACCCUACUAUACAUCAUUUUCCGGAGGAUUAGUUGAAAAACAGAGCAGCUUGUGAUUUUGACUUUCAUACACUGAAAUAAACAUGCUUAGACAAAACCUAAUAUUAGUUAUUUUACGAUGUGUAUCAACAUUAAGUUUGUUUGAAUUUAUAUCAACAACUUUUACUUUUAUUUGUAAGCAAUUGAAUUAGAGUAGUGAGGAAUGCAAUAACUCUGACAGCCGUAUUACCGUCACAGUGCAAAACAUGUAACAUAGUACUGAGAGAACAUCUUAUGAUUUUAUAAACUGUAUGCUUUCAACAUUUUGACAGUUGUACUAAUUCAGACAAGGAACUUUAAUUAAUAAAUUCACCCUAUAAUAGGGAAAAUGGACUGUGGACAACUUCAAUAACUAAAUUCAUUGUGAAGGUAAUAGUUGAUUUUUAUAACAAAUUUGUAAGGCCACACCAAACUGAUUACUUGGUCAACGGAUUUCCUGCUCCAUUUUUUUUCUAAAAUAAAAAAUUUAUAUAUUUUUUUUGAAAAUCAGCUUCCGCUCACUUCAGUUUUUGCAGACCGACUUCAAAAUUUCAGGGCGGGCGUUUUUCCCCACUGUUUAGGGGCCUUAUUGUCACUGUGAAGAGACAGUAAUUCAUAAAUUUUAAUACUUAGAUAACGAAUUGUUGAAAUAACUUUUAUUUUAAGGAAUGGUAAAUUGCUUCUUUCAGCUAUGUAAAAUGAUCACAAUUUUCUGGCGGAGAAGGGGUACGCACAUGGAACUUUAUUAGGGCAAAGGAAUCAUAAAGAGCUUUCAAAUUCACAAUCCAAGAAAACAUACAUUAAAGGCUUACUUUUUUUUUCAAGUAGAGUUGAAAUACAAGAAUAUUAUUCUGGGAACAGUUUGUCAUUAAACCUUCAACAUUUGAGCCGUGCC